Peronospora matthiolae is the source of this 3078-nucleotide messenger RNA. The record is from the annotation of a GenBank genome assembly. Lineage: Eukaryota; Oomycota; Peronosporomycetes; Peronosporales; Peronosporaceae.
AUGGAGAUGGCGGAAGGCGGCAAUGUGAUGCGUCAUUGCAACGAAGCCCUAAACAUCAGCGCGAAGAUCAGCAGCAUCGGCGCCAAGAUGGAUGACGAGGACGUGGCGAUCUGCUUGUUGCGCAGCCUCCCCAAGAGCUACGAGAACGUCGUUCUCAACUUGGAGAUGAGCAGCGCGGAACUGCGAUUGCGGGACGUCGUGAGAGUGCUCACGAAUGAGCACAUCAAGAGGCAAGUGUACAUACUGCGGAAAUUGGGGCACGCGGCGGAGCGAUGCUGGACCAAGCAGAAGGACGAAAAUCAAGGUGGAGCUCGACGCGGCGGCAACAAUGCUCGUGGACGCGGAGCCAACAACGUUCAGUGGCGAACCAACAGCAACUACGACGACAACUACGAUCGAGUUGCGUUCGCGGUUUCGCUGGAGGCUGAACUUUCGACGGGCAAGAAUAUGCCAGGGAUGUGGGCAGUCUACAGCAGUGCGACGCAUCACAUCUGCAACGACAAGGCCAAGUUUGCAAGCAUAAAUGAGCGAGAGGAAGGCGAACUAUCAGUGGCUGAUGGCAGCAAGGCUGCGAUCAAGGGUGUGGGAACCAUCAUGGAACGGGUGGUUCUGCCCAAUGGUGAAGAACGCGACAUCGAGAUCAAGGACGCGCUGUUCGUACCAAGUAUGAACAAGAAUCUGCUUUCGGUGCCACAGAUCAACAAGGGUGGCAGGUUCCAAGUCGUAUUCGAUGGGUCCAAGAUGCAAGUGAAGCGCAAGAAUUCCACACAAGUCGUGGCAACAGCGGAUCUCGUCGAUGGACUUUACUGGCUGCGGACUCCUCAACGGUCGGCAAAUGCAGCAACACGCAAUGGGACUAUCGACUUGCAUGCGCGCAUGGGUCAUGCACCCCUCGAAGUUCUGCGCAAGAUGGUGGCCACCGGCAUGAUCAAGGACGCCAAGGCACCUCUCAACCCGACUGGUUCAAGUGUGUGUCGCGGUUGCCAGCAAGGAAAGAUGGUCCAAAAACCAUUCCCAACCAACCGUGACAAACGUCAAUAUGGUGUGUUCGAGUUGCUGCACUUCGAAAUCUGCGGGCCUAUGGAACAAGUCUCGAUCGGCGGCAGCAGAUACUUACUGCUUGUGGUUGACGAAGACAGCGGUUGCAUGAAGGGCUUCUGUCUGCGGUCCAAGUCUGAGAGUGAAGACUGUAUCAAGAACCACAUUAUCAAGAUUCAGACUCAGUUCGGCACGAAGAUCAAGUGUGUUUGGCACGACGGAGCGCAUGCGUUUGCGACCAACUCGAUCAAGACCUUCUACGAAGAUCACGGUAUCGAACAACAGGUCACGGUGCCGUAUACACACCAGACCAACGGCACCGCAAAACGCGCAAUAAGGACCAUCGUCACGAUCGGACGCAGCUUGUUGCAUCAUGCAAAGCUGGAGAAGUGUUUCUGGGCUGAAGCGGCAAUGACGGCGAUCUACAUCAAGAACCGCCUGCCUUCACCCAAGAUCGACCACAAAACUCCGUUCGAGAUCGCGUACAAGUCGAAACCAAGUGUCAAGCACAUGCGCGUAUUUGGACGUCAAGCAUACAUCCUUACAUCAAAGGAGAAGCGACCGAAGUGGGACCCGAAGGCUCGUGUAGGAAUGUUCAUGGGCUACGAAGAAGCGUCAAAAGCUUGUCGAGUGUACGACAUUGAGGCGGGCCAAGUGGUGAUCAGUCGUGACAUCACCUUCGACGAAUCGACUUUUGACUUUUCGAUGGACCUACCAAGUGACGAUGAUGAAGAUGCGGAGUUGGACCUCAAUCUCCUGGCAGUAAACGAUGACGACGUACGUCAGACCACCUUCAAGCAGACUGGCAAGCGCAAGAGUGAAGCAAGCACCGAUACGGACGUCUACGAUCAAGAUGACGAAUCGACGCCUCAAACAUCUUGGCGUGCAAGUGCAAAUGCAGUGGAAGCAACGGACCUGGCAGAACCUGCAACUUUACAAGACGCAAUCAACGGUCCUGAUCAAGCUCACUGGCGAAGUGCUGUGAAGGAGGAGCUCAAGUCGAUGCAUCUUCGUGGAGUUUUUCGCGCGGCAAAACUGCCAAGAGGCCAAGGUGUAAUCGGAAUCAAGUGGGUGUUCAAGAUCAAGCGCAAAGCGGAUGGAUCGGUCGAGAAAUACAAGGCGCGUCUCGUUGCCAAGGGCUUCAAGCAGAAGUACGGCAUCGACUACACAGAGACGUUCUCGCCCGUGGUCAAGUACGUGACACUGCGUAUGGUGAUCGCGAUCACCAAGUAUUUCGACUGGCCACUAGACCAACUUGAUGUGGUGACUGCCUUCCUCUACGGAGUGAUGAAGGAGAAAGUGUACUGCGUGGUACCAGAAGGCGUCGAGAUGGAUGGCGACUUUGACUGUCUCGAAUUGGUGAAGGCAAUCUACGGCCUGAAGCAAGCUUCACGUGUGUGGAACGAUAUUUUGACGAGUUCCUCGUGCGAGUUGAUUGCGCAGACGAAAGCCGACCUCAAGCCGCGUUUCGAGAUGACCGACAGUGGCAAGUGUGCAUUUGUACUGGGCAUCGAACUGGUGGACGAGUCGGAUGGCAGCGUGACGAUAUGUCAGCGACGGUAUGUCAACGACAUCCUCAAGCGCUUCGGCAUGGAUGAGUGCAAGGCCAUCGCAAGUCUGGUCGACUUGAGCGCUCGGCUUGUCGCAAGCGAUGCAGCCACCAAGAUCGACGUUCCGUUUCGUGAAGCAGUGGGCGCUUUGAUGCACCUAACCACUGCGACAUGCCCGGAUACUGCAGACCAAGAUGCACGGACUCUGCUACAAGCCAAAGGCGACAAGAUCGACUUUCGUGGCUACUCGGACGCGGACUGGGCCGGUGACCACGCUGAUCGCAAGUCGACUUCUGGUUACACAUUCAUGCUGAUGGGUGCUCCAGUGAGUUGGGGAAGCAAGAAGCAGCCAAGUGUUUCGUUGUCGACAAGUAAAGCCGAAUACAUCGCACUCAGCCUGGCCAUCCAAGAGGGCAAGUGGGUGCAUCGCCUGCUAUGUGAGAUCAUGAUGGCUGCCAAUGAAACCAGGACCGGAACUCGUGAUCCAUGA